Messenger RNA from Trypanosoma cruzi, 2613 nucleotides. Its product is annotated as aminopeptidase, putative. The record is from RefSeq and is a predicted model, not a curated record. Gene Ontology annotation, biological process: proteolysis; peptide catabolic process. The coding region runs from base 1 to 2613 and encodes 870 amino acids. Gene Ontology annotation, molecular function: metalloaminopeptidase activity; zinc ion binding; peptide binding. Gene Ontology annotation, cellular component: cytoplasm. NCBI's taxonomy places the organism in Eukaryota, Euglenozoa, Kinetoplastea, Trypanosomatida, Trypanosomatidae. The transcript has a single exon.
AUGGCGAAAAUCAGAAAUGUUCUUCCUGAUGAUCCUACGCCGCGCCAUUAUAAAAUAAACAUAUUGCCGGACUUCGAUGCUUUUUUGUUCACGGGUCAUGUUGAUAUACAGAUAACUGCAAAAAUUUUUCAAAAUAGCAUUACCCUCAACUAUAAUGAGUUAUCCUUUGUCAAGGUGACCCUUACUCCCACAGGGAAUUCUUCUGUCGUGGAAACGAUCCCUAUUGAAUCUAUAAUUCUUGAUGCGGUCGAAAUGAAAGCGACAUUUCCUUUACAGAAACCCUUUAUUGGAGAAGCCGUUCUUUCAAUUGACUAUAAGGGAGAAAUAAAUGAUAAACUUGCCGGGUUUUACCGAAGCAAAUACAUUGUCAAGGGAAAAGAGUGCCACAUGGGCACCACGCAGUUUGAGGCUGUGGAUGCACGUCGUGCAAUUCCUUGCUGGGACGAACCUGCAGUAAAAGCGGUAUUCGAAUUGGUUAUCACUGCCCCAUCAAAUAUGAUGGUGCUUUCCAAUAUGCCACAUCUUUACAAAGAAGAGGUUAAUGGGCAGACCUCUUGGGCAUUUGCUCCCACACCCAAAAUGUCGACUUAUCUUCUUGCCUGGACGAUUGGUGAAUUUGAAUGUAUUGAGCAAAGUAUAAAAAAAACGCAUGGAGUACGGAAUGGUCAAUCUGAAGACACACUUGUUCGUGUUUUUACAACUGAAGGGAAUAAAUCUAAGGCUUCAUUCGCUUUGGAUGUUGCCUGCAAAGUAUUGCCACUUUAUGAAGAGUUCUUUGAAUCCAGCUAUAUCUUACCCAAGGUCGAUCUUCUUGCUAUACCCGACUUUGCUGCAGGCGCAAUGGAAAAUUGGGGUCUUAUUACAUUUCGUGAAACGGCCCUUUUAUGUGAUGAGAACUCAGCUGCCUCUCAUCGUCAGCAUGUUGCUUUGGUGGUGGCACACGAGUUGGCACAUCAGUGGUUUGGUAAUCUUGUGACGAUGCAGUGGUGGAAAGAACUUUGGCUCAAUGAAUCAUUUGCCACCUAUAUGGAAUAUUGGUCUGUAAACAAAUUGUUUCCUGGCUGGCAUGUAUUUACGCAGUUUGUACACGAUGAAAUCGCGCGAGCCUUUGAACUUGAUUCCUUACGAAGCUCGCAUCCUGUGGAAGUGGAUGUUCAAAAUGCGAAGGAGAUUGAUGAUAUUUUUGAUGCGAUCAGUUACAGCAAAGGUGGAGGUAUCGUUCGUAUGGUCGUUAAUUUUAUUGGAGAAGAUGUCUUCCAGAAAGGCAUGGCUUCGUAUUUAAAGCAUUUCGCAUAUGGCAAUGCGACAACAGAAGAUUUGUGGAAAUUUUUGGGCAAAGCGGCAGGAAAACCGUUGGCGCCCAUCUUGGAGUUUUGGACAGGUAAGCAAGGUUAUCCAUUUCUCACGGUUUCUUCUUUGCGCGACAAACAGAGCCUACUAAUAACCCAACAUCGCUUUCUUGCUACGGGUGACGCCGGUGAGGGAGAGGACGAAACUGUCUGGAAGAUUCCUUUACUUAUUACCACACCAGAAAAUGGUGUUCAACGCGAAGUUUUGGAAGAACGAAAAAAUUCAGUACCUGUUCCACAUCCUUCAUGGGUGAAGGUGAAUAAUGAUCAGUCCGCAUUUUGUCGUGUCUUAUAUGAGGAUGAAGAAUUACUCCAAAAUUUACUUUCUGCUUUGUCGACGAAGAAACUGUCUAAUAUUGAUCGAUUUAGCAUCUUUUCUGAUUAUCAUGCCUUUACUCGCGCUGGAUAUUGCAGUGCGGUUAAGGUGUUGAAGCUUCUUUCAUACUACAAGGAUGAAGACGACCUCACGGUAUGGCUCUCUAUUAUGGAUUUUGAGACCAAAUUGAAAGUAAUUGUGGCAUCUCAAGGUGAAGAGGCCAUAAAUGCGCAUAACGCUUACUUUCGAACAUUGUACUCAAACGCCAUAAAAAGACUGGGUUAUGCCUUUGAAUCCGUUGAUGACCAUAAUGUGAUUCAGCUGCGGGCUGCACUUUUCGCACGUCUUGUGGCAGCCGAAGAUGAAGAAACUAUUGCGUAUGCCCUUAAAUUAUACGCGGAACGCCAAAAAACGUCAAUACCUUCAGAUCUGCGGGCUGCUGUUUUUACCGCCUUUGUGAAAAGAAAUGGGAGAGCUGCCUUUGAUGAGGUAAAGGCGCUUGCCGAGACGGCUUCGGAUGCGAUGGAACGAACACACUAUCUUCGUGCACUUGCUUUUUCAGGGGUUGAUGGUUUGGUGGCUGAACUCUUUGAAUAUGCUGUCUCUGGGAAGGUCCGCAGCCAAGACACUUUCUACGUCCUCAGCUCCUUGGCUUGUAAUACAAAGACGUUCAAAGCAUAUGCAAUGGAGCUCAGGCGCAUGUGGCCAAUUCUCGCAAUGAGGCUGCCGGGUCUUAUCCUUGGUCGUGCACUAAAGUUACUUGAAUAUGGGGCAGAGGAAACAGUGGCAAAUGAAAUGGAAGUCUUCUGGAAUGAACUUAAUGAAAAGGAGCAGAUGGGCAUGUCGCGCAGCUUUCAGCAGGGCGUUGAGGGGAUGCGUAACAAUGCAGCUUGGGCUUCCCGUGACGCCAAGGAUGUGACAGAGUUCUAUUCCAAAGCGUGGGUAUAG